Molecule: messenger RNA, 11925 nt
Organism: Bufo gargarizans (Asiatic toad)
Lineage: Eukaryota; Metazoa; Chordata; Amphibia; Anura; Bufonidae
Product: serine-rich adhesin for platelets-like
Exons: 11
Coding region: 1-11925 (3974 amino acids)
Source: RefSeq, a predicted model, not a curated record
AUGGCAGGGGAGGUUCAGUUGAUGAUGUCUGAAGCAUCAGAACAUCAGCCACGAAGGCCACUAAGGACGCGCCGUCGCAUUCAAGAACCGGGUUCCAGAGUCUCCACCGGGGAAGAUAUGGAGUUUGUUGUCCCUCAUAUAGACAACAAACUCCUUAUCCAGCUGGUGGAGGCGCAUCCCGCUUUAUGGGACCACACUGCCUGGGGGGCUCAGAAAGAAUAUGGUGCACAGAGCUCUACACCAGGGAUAGAUCCAAAUAAUAGUAUUACUGGUGAAUCCACUGCAACAUCCAUUGUUACAACACCACCCAGUUCAAGUGAGUCUACAAGUUCUACACCUGCAACCACAAGUGAAAACCUAAUAAUAACUUCAGAAACUUUGACUAUUACUCAACCAACCACAUCAGAAGAUACAAUUAGCACAACAUUCCAAACAAGUACAGAAACAAGCACUUCAGUAACAUCAACUACAAUCGAAUCUAUCACUAGUGAAACUACAGCUAAUCUACACACACUUGAUGUAACAUCAAAGACUUCAUCUGAAACUAACACUACAGAAACAAGUAAUUCAGAGACACAAUUUCCAACUGAGCCUAUCACUACUAAAUCUAUGAGUACUCAAUUUACCAAUGUUGAUUUAAACCCAACUUUCACUAGUACAACAUUACCAAGUACCUUAUCAACCCCUGAGACUACACCAAUAGUUGCAACAACCCAAUCUUUAAGUGACUCUCCAAACACUACAGUGUUAUCAAGUAAAGAAUCGAGCACAUCUGAAAAAUCUUUUGUAACUAUAUCUGUCACCGGUGAAUCUACAAGUACUCUAUCCACUAGUGAGACAACAGCAACAGUUGAAACAACCAAAUAUUUAACUGACACUCCAACUACAACAAUGGUACCAAGUACAGAAUCAAGCAUGUCUGAAACAUUGAUAACAACUACAUCUGUCAACAUUGAAACUACAAAUACCUUAACCACCAGUGAUAAAAUACCAACAGAUGCAACAACCAAAUCUUUAAGUGACUCUCCAACUACUACAAUGUUAUUAAGUACAGAAUCAAGCACAUCGGAAAGGUUGAUUACAACUACAUCUGUCACCAGUGAAUCUACAACUACCUUAUCCACCAGUGAGGCAACAGCAACAGUUGAAACAACCCAAUCUUCAACUGACACUCCAACUACAACAAUAGUACCAAGUACAGAAUCUAGCACGUCAGAAGCAUUGAUUACAUUUGUCACCAGUGAAUCCUCAACUGCUGUAUCAACCACUGAGACAGCAACACCAACAGUUGCAACAACCCAAUCUUUAAGUGACUCUGCAACUACUACAAUGUUAUCAAGUACAGAAUCGAGCACAUCUGAAACAUCAAUUGUAACUACAUCUGUCACCGGUAAAUCUAUAAGUUCCCCUUCAACCAGUGAGACAACAUUAAUAGUUGAAACAACCCAAUCUUUAACUGACACUCCAACUACAACAAUGGUACCAAGUACAGAAUCUAGCACGUCAGAAGCAUUGAUUACAUCUGUCACCAGUGAAUCCUCAACUGCUGUAUCAACCACUGAGACAGCAACACCAACAGUUGCAACAACCCAAUCUUUAAGUGACUCUGCAACUACUACAAUGUUAUUAAGUACAGAAUCAAGCACAUCGGAAACAUUGAUUGCAACUACAUCUGUCACCAGUGAAUCUACAACUAUCUUAUCCACCAGUGAGGCAACAGCAACAGUUGAAACAACCCAAUCUUCAACUGACACUCCAACUACAACAAAAGUACCAAGUACAGAAUCUAGCACGUCAGAAGCAUGGAUUACAUCUGUCACCAGUGAAUCCUCAACUGCUGUAUCAACCACUGAGACAGCAACACCAACAGUUGCAACAACCGAAUCUUUAAGUGACUCUCCAACUACUACAAUGGUACAAAGCACAGAAUUAAGCAUGUUAGAAUCAUCAAUUACCACUCCAUCUGUCACCAGUGACUCUACAAAUAACUUAUUAACCCCUGAGACAACACCAAUAGUUACAACAACCCAAUCUUUAAGUGACACUCCAACCACUACAGUGUUAUCAAGUACAGGAUCAAACAUAUCUGAAACAUUAAUUAUAACGACAUCUGCCACUGGUGAAUCUAAAAUUACCCUAUCAACCAGUGAGACAAUGCCAACAGUUGAAAAAACCCAAUUUUCAACUGACACUCCAACUACAACAAUGGUACCAAGUACAGAAUCAAGCACGUCUGAAACAUUGAUAACAACUACAUCUGUCAACAUUGAAACUACAAGUACCUUAACACCAAGUGAGACAACACCAACAGAUGCAACAACCGAAUCUUUAAGUGACUCUCCAACUACUAAAAUGUUAUUAAGUACAGAAUCGAGCACAUCUGAAAAAUCUUUUGUAACUACAUCUGUCACCGAUGAAUCUACAAGUACCCUAUCCACCAGUGAGACAACAACAACAAUUGAAACAACCCAAUCUUUAACUGACAAUCCAACUACCACAAUUUUACCAGGUACAGAAUCAAGCACGUUUGAAACAUUGAUAACAACUACAUCUGUCAACAUUGAAACUACAAGUACCUUAACCACCAGUGAGACAACUCCAAAAGAUGCAACAACCCAAUCUUUAAGUGACUCUGCAACUACUACAAUGUUAUCAAGUACAGAGUCGAGCACAUCUGAAACAUCAAUUGUAACUACAUCUGUCACCGGUGAAUCUAUAAGUUCCCCUUCAACCAGUGAGACAACACCAUUAGUUGAAACAACCCAAUCUUUAACUGACACUCCAACUACAACAAUGGUACCAAGUACAGAAUCAAGCACGUCUGAAACAUUGAUAACAACUACAUCUGUCAACAUUGAAACUACAAGUACUUUAAACUCCAGUGAGACAACACCAAAAGAUGCAACAACCGAAUCUUUAAGUGACUCUCCAACUACUACAAUGGUACAAAACACAGAAUUAAGCAUUUUAGAAUCAUCAAUUACCACUCCAUCUGUCACCAGUGACUCUACAAAUAACUUAUUAACCCCUGAGACAACACCAAUAGUUACAACAACCCAAUCUUUAAGUGACACUCCAACCACUACAGUUGAGACAAUGCCAACAGUUGAAAAAACACAAUUUUCAACUGACACUCCAACUACAAUAAUGGUACCAAGUACAGAAUCAAGCACAUCGGAAACAUUGAUUACAACUACAUCUGUCACCAGUGAAUCUACAACUAUCUUAUCCACCAGUGAGGCAACAGCAACAGUUGAAACAACCCAAUCUUCAACUGACACUCCAACUAUAACAAUAGUACCAAGUACAGAAUCUAGCACGUCAGAAGCAUGGAUUACAUCUGUCACCAGUGAAUCCUCAACUGCUGUAUCAACCACUGAGACAGCAACACCAACAGUUGCAACAACCCAAUCUUUAAGUGACUCUGCAACUACUACAAUGUUAUCAAGUACAGAAUCGAGCACAUCUGAAACAUCAAUUGCAACUACAUCUGUCACCGGUGAAUCUAUAAGUUCCCCUUCAACCAGUGAGACAACAUUAAUAGUUGAAACAACCCAAUUUUUAACUGACACUCCAACUACAACAAUGGUACCAAGUACAGAAUCUAGCACGUCAGAAGCAUUGAUUACAUCUGUCACCAGUGAAUCCUCAACUGCUGUAUCAACCACUGAGACAGCAACACCAACAGUUGCAACAACCCAAUCUUUAAGUGACUCUGCAACUACUACAAUGUUAUUAAGUACAGAAUCAAGCACAUCGGAAACAUUGAUUAAAACUACAUCUGUCACCAGUGAAUCUACAACUAUCUUAUCCACCAGUGAGGCAACAGCAACAGUUGAAACAAUCCAAUCUUCAACUGACACUCCAACUACAACAAUAGUACCAAGUACAGAAUCUAGCACGUCAGAAGCAUGGAUUACAUCUGUCACCAGUGAAUCCUCAACUGCUGUAUCAACCACUGAGACAGCAACACCAACAGUUGCAACAACCCAAUCUUUAAGUGACUCUGCAACUACUACAAUGUUAUCAAGUACAGAAUCGAGCACAUCUGAAACAUCAAUUGUAACUACAUCUGUCACCGUUGAAUCUAUAAGUUCCCCUUCAACCAGUGAGACAACAUUAAUAGUUGAAACAACCCAAUCUUUAACUGACACUCCAACUACAACAAUGGUACCAAGUACAGAAUCUAGCACGCCAGAAGUAUUGAUUACAUCUGUCACCAGUAAAUCCUCAACUGCUGUAUCAACCACUGAGACAGCAACACCAACAGUUGCAACAACCCCAUCUUUAAGUGACACUGCAACUACUGUAAUGUUAUCAAGUACAGAAUCGAGCACAUCUGAAACAUCAAUUUUAACUACAUCUGUCACCGGUGAAUCUAUAAGUUCCCCUUCAACCAGUGAAACAACCCAAUCUUUAACUGACAAGCCAACUAUAACAUCAGUACCAAGUACAGAAUUAAGCACGUCUGAAACAUUGAUAACAACUACAUCUGUCAACAUUGAAACUACAAGUACCUUAACCACGAGUGAGACAACUCCAACAGAUGCAACAACCGAAUCUUUAAGAGACUCUCCAACUACUACAAUGUUAUCAAGUACAGAAUCAAGCACAUCUGAAACAUCAAUUGUAACUACAUCUGUCACCGGUGAAUCCAUAAGUUCCCCUUCAACCAGUGAAACAACCCAAUCUUUAACUGACAAUCCAACUACAACAAUGGUACCAAGUACAGAAUCAAGCACGUCUGAAACAUUGAUAACAACUACAUCUGUCAACAUUGAAACUGCAAGUACCUUAACCACCAGUGAGACAACUCCAACAGAUGCAACAACCGAAUCUUUAAGUGACUCUCCAACUACUACAAUGUUAUUAAGUACAGAAUCAAGCACAUCGAAAACAUUGAUUACAACUACAUCUGUCACCAAUGAAUCUACAACUACCUUAUCCACCAGUGAGGCAACAGCAACAGUUGAAACAACCCAAUCUUCAACUGACACUCAAACUACAACAAUAGUACCAAGUACAGAAUCUAGCACGUCAGAAGCAUUGAUUACAUUUGUCACCAGUAAAUCCUCAACUGCUGUAUCAACCACUGAUACAGCAACACCAACAAUUGCAACAACCCAAUCUUUAAGUGACUCUCCAACUACUACAAUGUUAUCAAGUACAGAAUCGAGCACAUCUGAAACAUCAAUUUUAAGUACCGGUGAAUCUAUAAGUUCCCCUUCAACCAGUGAGACAACACCAUUAUUUGAAACAACCCAAUCUUUAACUGACACUCCAACUACAACAAUGGUACCAAGUACAGAAUCAAGCACGUCUGAAACAUUGAUAACAACUACAUCUGUCAACAUUGAAACUACAAAAUUAAGCAUGUCAGAAUCAUCAAUUACCACUCCAUCUGUCACCAGUGACUCUACAAAUAACUUAUUAACCCCUGAGACAACACCAAUAGUUACAACAACCCAAUCAUUAAGUGACACUCCAACCACUACAAUGUUAUCAAGUACAGAAUCAAACACAUCUGAAACAUUAAUUAUAACGACAUCUGCCACUGGUGAAUCUAAAAGUACCCUAUCAACCAGUGAGACAAUGCCAACAGUUGAAAAAACCAAAUCUUCAACUGACAAUCCAACUACAACAAUGGUACCAAGUACAGAAUCUAGCACGUCAGAAGCAUUGAUUACAUCUGUCACCAGUGAAUCCUCAACUGCUGUAUCAUCCACUGAGUCAGCAACACCAACAGUUGCAACAACCCAAUCUUUAAAUGACUCUCCAACUACUACAAUGUUAUUAAGUACAGAAUCAAGCACAUCUGAAACAUCAAUUGUAACUACAUCUGUCACCGGUGAAUCUAUACGUUCCCCUUCAACCAGUGAGACAACAUUAAUAGUUGGAACAACCCAAUCUUUGACUGACAAUCCAACUACAACAAUGGUACCAAGUACAGAAUCAAGCACGCUUGAUACAUUGAUAACAACUACAUCUGUCAACAUUGAAACUACAAGUACCUUAACCACCAGUGAGACAACACCAACAGUUGCAACAACUGAAUCUUUAAGUGACUCUCCAACUACUACAGUGUUAUCAAGUUCAGAAUCAAACACAUCUGAAACAUUAAUUAUAACGACAUCUCUCACUGGUGAAUCGUCAGCAGCUUCAAUUACAUCUGUCACUAGUGAAUCUACAACUACUCUAUCAACCAGUCAGAGAUCAACACCAACAGUUGCAACAACCCAAUCUUCAACUGACACUCCAACCUCUACAGUGAUACCAGGUACAGAAUCUAGCAUAUCAGUAGCUUCGAUUACAUCUGUCAGUAGUGAAUCUACAACUACUGCAUCAACUAGUGACACAUUAACACUAACAGUUGCAAUAACCCAAUCUUCAACUGACAAUCUAACUACAAUAAUGGUACCAAGUACAGAAUCAAGCACAUCUGAAACAUCAAUUGCAACUACAUCUGUCAACAUUGAAACUACAAGUACCUUAGCCACCAGUGAGACAACACCAACAGUUGCAACAACCGAAUCUUUAAGUGACUCUCCAACUACUACAAUGGUUCAAAUGACAGAUGUCACCCCUGAGACUACACCAAUAGUUGCAACAACCCAAUCUUUAAGUGACUCUCCAACCACUACAGUGCUAUCAAGUACAGAAUCGAGUACAUUAAUUAUACCUACAGCUUCAUCUGUCACCGCUGAAUCUAAAAGUACCUUAUCAACCAGUGAGAAAGCUCCAAGUAUAGAAUCUAGCACGUCAGAAGCAUCGAUUACAUCUGUCACCAGUGAAUCUUCAACUGCUGUAUCAACCAGUGACACAUCAGCAGCAACUACUGCAACAGACCAGUCUCCAACUGACACUCCAAUUACUACAAUGGUGCCAAGUACAGAAUCAAACACAUCUGAAACCUUGAUCGAAACGACAUCUUUUACCAGUGAUUCUGCAAGUACCCUAUCUACCAGUAAGACAACAACACCAACAACGAAGCAAUCUUUAAAUGGCUAUCCGACUAUAACAAUGUUGUCAAGUGCAGAAUCAAGCACAUCUGAACCAUCGAUAACAUCGAUCACUAGUGAAUCUACAACUACUGUAUCAAGCAGUGACACUUCAACACCAACAGUUGCAACAACCCAAUCUUCAAGUGACUCUCCAACUACUACAAUGUUAUCAAGCGUAGAAUCAAGCACAUCGGAAGCAUUGAUUACAGCUAUAUCUGUCACUAGUAAAUCUACAGGUACGUUAUCCACUAGUGAGACAAUAACAACAUUUGCAGCAACCAAAUCUUCAACUGACACUUUAACUACAACAAUGGUGGCAAGUACAGAAUCAAGCAGAUCAGAAGCAUCAAUUACAUCUGUCACCAGUGAAUCUACAAGCACACUAUCAACCAGUCAGACCACACCAACGGUUGAAACAACCCGAUCUUCAACUGACACUCCAACUACUACAAUGGUACCAAGUACACAAUCCAGCACGUUAGAAGAAUCUAUUACAUCUGUCAACAGUGAAUCAUCAACUACUGUAUCAAGUAGUGAGACAUUAACACCAACAGUUGCAACAAUGCAAUCUUUAAGUGACUCUCCAACUUCUACAAUGGUACCAAGUAAAGAAUCAAGCACGUCUGAAUCAUCGAUUACAACUGCAUCUGUUUUCAGUGACUCUAAAAAUACCUUAUCAAACACUGAGACAACAACACCAACAGUUGCAACAACUCGAUCUUCAACAGACAAUCCAGUUAGUACAAUAGUGUUAAAUAUAGAAUCAAUCACGUCAGAUGCAUCGAUUACAUCUGUCACCAGUGAUUCUACAAUUAAUUUAUCAACCAGUGACACAUCAACACCAACAGUUGCAAAAACCCAAACGUUAAGUGACUCUUCAACUGCUACCAUCGUACCAAGUACAGAAUCUAGCAAAUCAUUAGCAUCAAUUCCAACAUCUGUUACCAGUGAAUCUAUAACUACUGCAUCAACCAUCGAGACAACAACAUUAACAGUUGCAACAACCCAAUAUUUAAGUGACACUCCAACUACUACAAUGAUGCCAAGUACAGAAUCAAGCACAUCUGAAGCCUUGAUUGAAACUACAUCUUUUACCAGUGAUUCUGCAAGUACUCUAUCUACCAGUAAGACAACAUCACCAACAGUUACAACGGAGCAAUCUUUAAGUGACUAUCCAACUAUAACAAUGUUGUCAAGUGCAGAAUCAAGCACAUCUGAACCAUUGAUAACAUCGAGCACCAGUGUAUCUACAACUACUGUAUCAAGCACUGACACUUCAACACCAACAGUUGCAACAACCCAAUCUGCAAGUGACUCUCCAACUACUACGAUGUUAUCAAGCACAGAAUCAAGCGCAUCGGGAACAUUGAUUACAGCUAUAUCUGUCACUAGUAAAUCUACAGGUACGUUAUCCACUAGUGAGACAAUACCAACAUUUGCAACAGCCAAAUCUUUAACUGACACUUUAAAUACAACAAUGGUGGCAAGUACAGAAUCAAGCAGAUCAGAAGCAUCUAUUACAUCUGUCAGCAGUGAAUCUACAAAUACACUAUCAACCAGUCAGACCACACCAACAGUUGAAACAACCAGAUCUUUAAGUGACUCUCCAACUACUACAAUGGUACUAAGUACAGAAUUAAGCACAUCUGAAAUAUCGAAUACAACUGCAUCUGUGACCAGUACCAUCGGUGAGACAACACCAACAGUUGCAACAACCCAAUCUUCUACUGACACUCCAACUAUAACAAUGUUAUCAAGUACAGAAUCAGGUACAUCUGAAACAUUGAUUAUAACUACAUCUGUCACUAUUGAAUCUACAAGUACCAAUUCCACCAAUGAGGCAAAAUCAAUAGUUACUACAGCCCAAUCUUUAACGCACACUUCAACUUCUACAAUGAUACCAAGUACAGAAUUAAGCACAUCAAAAGCAUUGAAUAAAUCUGUCAUGAGUGAAUUUUCAACUAUUGUAUCAACCAGUGAGACAACACCAACAACUGCAAUAACCCAAUCUUUAAGUGACUCUCCAACUACUACAAUGGUACCAAGUACAGAAUCAACCACAUCUAAAUCAUUGAUUAUAACUGCAUCUGUCACCAGUGAAUCUACUAAUACCUUAUCAAACACUCAGACAACACUAACAGUUCCAACAACCCAAUCUUUAAGUGACACUCUAACGACUACAAUUGAACCAAGUAUAGAAUCAAGUACUUCUGAAUCAUUGAUUACUACAUCAUCUGUAAUCGGUAAAUCUACUAGUACCUUAUCCACCAGUGAGAAAACGCCAACUGUUGCAACAACCCAAUCUUUAACAGACACUUCAACUACUACAAUGAUAUCAAGCUUGCCUAAAACAUCGAUAACAACUGCAUCUGUCACCAGUGAAUCUACAAGUACUCUAUCCAUCAGUGAGACAUUACCAACAACUGCAACAACCCAAUAUUCAAUUGAGAAUCCAACUACUACAGUGAUACCAAGUACAAAAUCAAGCACGUCAAAAGCAUUGAUUACAACGUCUGUACCCAGUGAAUCUACAAAUACUGUAUCAAAUAGUGACACAUCAACACCAACAGUUGCAAUAGCCCAAUCUCUUACUGACACUCCAACUGCUACAAUGAUACCAAGUACCGAAUCAAUCUCGUCUAAAACACUGAUUACAUCUACAUUUUUCACCAGUGAAAAUACAAGUAACCUAUCUACCAGUGAGACAACACCAACAGUUGCAACAACCCAAACUUCAAAACACACUUCAAAAACUACAAUGAUACCAAAUACAGAGUCAAGCAUGUCACUAGCAUUGAUUACAACAUCUGUCACCAGUGACUCUGCAACUACUGUAUCAACCAGUGACACAUCAACACCAACAGUUGCAAUAACCCAAUCUUCAAAUGACACUCCAACUACUACAAUGAUACCAAGUACAGAAUCAAGCACACUAGCAACGUCGACUACGACUGCAAUGGUCACCAGUCAAUCUUCAACUGAUCUAUCUACUAAUGAGAUAACAACACCAACAGUUGCAACAAUCCAAUCCUUCACAAACAGUCCAACUACUUCAAUGAUAUCAAGUGCAGAAUCAAGCAGGGCAGCACCAUCCACUGCAACUACAUCUCUCACCAGUCAAUCUAAAACCAGUCUAUCAACCAGUCAGACAACACCUACAUAUUUGACGACACAAACUUUAACUGAGUCUCCAACUACUACAGUGAUACCAAGUACAGAAUCAAACACAUCAGCAAGAUCAAUUAGAACAUCUGUUACCAGUGAAUUAGCAGCUACUCUAUCCGCUAAGGAUGCAACAACACCAAGAGUUGCAACAACCCAAUCUUCAACUGACACCUCAACUACUACAAUAUUACCAAGUACAAAAUUUAGUACAUCAGCAACAUCGAUUACAGCUACAUCUGUCACCAGUGAGUCUACAUCUACAGUAUUCACCAAUGAAAAAACAAUAUCAACAGUUGCAACAACCCAAUCUUCAAGUCAUACUUCAACUACUACAGUUUUACCAAGUACAGAAUCAAGUACGUCGGAAGUAUUAAUUACAACUACAUCUGUCACCGGUGACUAUACAACUACUCUUUCCAGCACCGGAACAAUAAAACCAAUGGUUGCAACAUCCCAAUCUUUAACAAACACUUCAACUACAAAAAUGUUACCAAGUGAAGAAUCAAGAACAGUGAGUACCACUUCAUCUUUCACCAGUGAGAUUUCUAACACCACAGAUUCUACUUUUAGUGGAAUCAUUAUGUCUGCAAUAGUACCUGGUACCAUUAAUACCACAAGCAUGGCUACUAGUCAACUAUCAACUGCUUCAGGGACUGUUAGCAGUACUACUAACACACCAGGAGUGAGUCAUAUGGGCACUGGUACUUUAUCAGACUUAACUGCUAAUACAGUUAAUAAUACUGCCACAUCUGGAUCCGGUACUUCCAUUACUCUGACUGCAAUCUCUACUUUUAGUGAAAAUGCUGUUUCUAACACCACAGGUUCUACUGCCAGUGGAUACUCAGUUCUUGCAUCUUCAACAGCACCUGGUACAAUUAAUGCCAGUCCCAUGGCUAAUAGUGAAUCAACUGUUUCACAGACCGUCAUAUCUGGAUCAAGUAUUUCUAUAACUCCUACCGCAAGCUCUAGUUUUACGGAAAGUAAUGUUUCUAACACUAUUGGUCCUUCUGUUGGAAAUAUAGGUAUAACAUCUACAACAGUGCCUGGUACCAUUAAUACCAGUAGGAUGACUACUAGUCAAUCAACUGUUUUAGUUACUGUUGGCAGUACUACUAACACACCAGAAGUGAUUACUGGUACUUCAUCAAAUGUAACUGCUACCUCAAUAAAUAAUACCUCCAUAACUAGAUCUAGAACUUUUGUGAAUACUGGAACCUCUAGUUCUAUAGUUGUAGCCUUUACUGAAUCCAAAGCGAUCACAAAUUCGACUACCUCUGGGACAAAUGUAAACAAUAAUAACAUUACUGCUAAUUCCGGAUCAAGCACAGUCAUUAGCAAUUCAGCGACUACAAGGUUUAAUCCCGCACCAAGCACAGCCACAUCAAGUACAAGCUCGUCUGCUCCAGUCUCCACUCAGAAUGGAGGAACAUCGACCCUUAGUUCUGUCACCUCCACCCAAACAACCUCAGACCAAUUUGCAGUUACAUACUGGCAAAUCAUUCUGUUUUCACUGAUCGCUGUCUUGGGUGUUGUGUUACUUGUAGGAUUAUUAUGUGGGAUACUGGCUUGUUUUCGUUCUGCUUCCACAUAUGCUGUAAGAAGUUACCCAAGUUAUUUCACACAUUACAGUUGGCGCAACACUGUGAUAGACCUGGAAACAGGAACAGAACUGACAGAACAUCAUAGAUGGCCACCAGCUUCAAGAGGAGAACGUUACCAACAAUUCAAAGAAUCCCAAAGAGGGCAGCGUCAAAAGUAG